AAAUCCUUCAUUCUACUUACCGUGAAUUUUGCAACUGAUCCAUGAUCUGCGAUAUCGACGUUGGACAAAGCAAGUGAUCGCAUGGUCUCGUCAAAACUCGUCCUAGAAGCCAUUUGCUUGCAACUUCGACCAGCCACCAUUGAAAAAAAAAAAUCUUUUUUACGACCACGCUUCCUGGCAAGGUCACCAGUGUUAAUUCAAACCCACACCCCACUCUUUUGAAGUACAGAAUUCGAGUUGAGUACCUUUUUUACACACGCGUGACUGGUCGGACUUUCGCCGCUGCACUGUAGCUACUUAAUUGUGAUGGACACCUGCCCUCUCUUCCUGCCUUCAUGUCCGAUAUCGUGAAAUCCUCUACUCGUGGUCUUGAUUCAGUGGCCUCAAGUGCGCACGAUCCAGUGCCUGACAAUGGAGACGAGAAGAAAAUCGUCAUCCUGGAAGAUAUGUUCAGGGAUGGCGACGUUGAUCCGGUCUAUCAAGCCAAGGCUAGGAUCCUGAACACAGCUAUUCAGGAGAUUGGUAUGGGAAGAUAUCAGAUUUACCUCUUCUGUUGCGCGGGAUUCGGGUGGUUUGCAGACAGCGUGUGGCCUCUUAUUACUGGGCUCAUCAUGUCGCCAGUGGUAUCAGAAUUCAAGUUCAAUGCACCGUUUCUGAUCUUGGCCGCUAACGUCGGUCUUCUUGUUGGUGCAAUCUUCUGGAGUUUUGGAUGUGAUGUCUGGGGAAGAAGAUGGUCAUUCAACUUAACUUUGUUCAUCACCGGCAUCUUUGGUCUCGCCGCUGGCGGUUCGCCCAAUUUCAUUGCACUCGCUUCUUUGCUAGCUGUCGUAGGUAUUGGUGUAGGUGGGAACAUGCCUGUAGACUCUGCAGUGUUUCUGGAUCUAGUCCCUGCAAGUCAUCAAUACUUGUUGACAGUCAUGGCCGUUUGGUGGUCGCUUGGCCAGUUGGUCGUCAGUCUGCUUGCAUGGCCUUUUAUUGCCAAUUUCUCUUGUCCUGUCGAUGCAACGACCUGUCCCCGCUCCGAAAAUAUGGGUUGGAGAUACCUUCUCUUUACUCUUGGCGCAUUAACCCUCGUGCUCUGGGGUGUUCGUUUCUUCUUGUUCAAGCUCUUCGAAAGCCCUCGGUUCUUAGUAGGAAUAGGAAAAGACGCUGAAGCCGUUGAGGUCAUCAAUAAACUUGCCCAGUACAAUUCCACCACAACCACACUGACCGUCGACCAAUUGGUCAAUGCGGGAAAAUCGGUACUCGGAGACAAUGUGUCUGAUGUUCAGCAUCAAGAGAAGAGGAGGUCCGUUCUGAGCCAGACAUCUGUCUUUGGUGUCAAGCACGUCAAAGCGUUAUUCGUGACUAAAAAAUUGGCAUUCACAACUUCACUAUUGAUAUUGAUGUGGGGUGUCAUCGGUCUGGCGUCGACGUUAUACAACAGUUUUUUGCCUUACUUAUUCACUACUCGUGGAGCUCAGUUUGGAGAUGGCUCGCUAUACAUUACUUAUCGCAACCAAUUCAUCCUUAGCGUCAUCGGAAUUCCUGGUGCAUUCCUCAGUGGAUGGGCCGUCGAUCUGCGGAUUUUGGGACGGCGUGGUACGCUGGCAAUAACAUCGGGCGAGUAUUUCAACUUACUGGUUUAGUUUAUCUUUAUUCAACGACCCCGCGCGAAAGACAGGGCUCACAGGUGCCUUUCUGUUCGCGACGACCACCGCGCGGAGUUCCAACGCUCUGCUUGGGUGGAACUGUGGUUACACCUUCUGUAGUAAUAUGAUGUAUGGGGUUUUGUACGCCCUCUCGCCCGAGAUUUUUCCUGCUAAGGAUAGAGGAACGGGAAACGGGCUUGUGUCGACAGCAACACGGGUUUUUGGCGUCAUCGCACCUGUUAUUGCGCUUUACGCGGAUAUACGAACGUCUGUUCCAGUAUAUGUUGCUGGUGCCCUCAUUAUUUUUGCGGGGCUUUUGGCACUUUUGUUACCGUAUGAGCCCCGUGGAAAGGCUUCGAUUUAGCAAAGGUUGAUUAGGGGGAGUCAUGUCACGUACGGAGGCGUUGAAAUAAACAUUGAUGGGUCUGUCUGGCUAUACACUCAAUUCACCUAAGAGGCGAGAAUAACUACUAUAUAUGUGG
Molecule: messenger RNA, 2113 nt
Organism: Marasmius oreades (fairy-ring Marasmius)
Lineage: Eukaryota; Fungi; Basidiomycota; Agaricomycetes; Agaricales; Marasmiaceae
Product: MFS sugar transporter
Exons: 10
Coding region: 336-1628 (430 amino acids)
Biological process (GO): transmembrane transport
Cellular component (GO): membrane
Molecular function (GO): transmembrane transporter activity
Source: RefSeq, a predicted model, not a curated record